Messenger RNA from Oncorhynchus gorbuscha (pink salmon), 1982 nucleotides. RefSeq lists its product as uncharacterized. The transcript has a single exon. NCBI's taxonomy places the organism in Eukaryota, Metazoa, Chordata, Actinopteri, Salmoniformes, Salmonidae. The record is from RefSeq and is a predicted model, not a curated record. The coding region runs from base 405 to 1373 and encodes 322 amino acids.
CGUUACCUCAUUUAAUGAGUUGAAUUAAUCACAUCCUCGCUGCUUGGACGCAAAGCCUCUAAAUAAUCGCCCACAAGAGCUUUCGUUGGGAUAAACAAUUGCAGUGAGCGUAGCAGAAAGCGCAUGGACCACGGAGACUAGCGCACCGCACCAUCUCAUUAUCUUCCCAGUAAAUGCCUAGUAAAUAACGGAAGGGUGCCAUCGCUUUAUAAAGUGAGCCUGUGUUAUAUCCGAGCCAAGAUGAGCGUGAUAGUAAUCUGUUUGGUUACGAAGUGAUACGUCGGUGUGAAAGACACAUUUUGUGUGCGUUAAUUAAGCGGGUAAGCGUCUUCUCUUGCACCGUGGAUACCAUCUAAUCCUUCAAGACGGAAGGCGCGGCGGAGCGAAGAGGGAGAAGGUCGAAAAUGAGGGACAGGGACUUCAUGCCCAACAUGGAACGGGGGAAACCCGCCACAUACACGGGGGACAAAAAGGCGAAAAUGGCUGCGAAGACUAACAAAAAGUGGGUGAGACUGGCCACUGUUUUCGCAUACGUAUUGUCCGUUUCUCUGGCGGCUAUAAUAUUGGCCAUAUACUACAGCCUAAUAUGGAAACCGACGUCUGCCGCCUCCUCGUCAUUUGCGAGCCCCAAUGCUGUGACCGUUGUCGCGGCGAAUACUACUACGAACAUAACCACCAGUAGUGUGCCAAAUAAUACAAUGCACACAGGUACGCAGACGGACGCUAGUAUACGCGACGAAACGAGGUCCAAGGCAUCACCAGUUACCAUCAAAACAGAGACGUCCGGGACUGAGGCAUUUCAGUGGGCGGAUCGCAGUAGUAAAAGUCCCACGGUCUCCGCAGACGACAAUACGCCCAAAACAGUGAAUGUUGGACCAACGAAAAUACACUUGGUCUCUGCGCAAAGCUACCCAGCCACAAACAACAAAUUGGCAACUCCAACAGAAGUCAGACACAGGUCUCCAAGUGUCACUGGAGAGGACUCGGUGAACUUGCCUACGCACGCAACCAUGGACCAAGAGGAUAAGUGGUGGACGUUUAGCUUGGUCUCUCCUGCUGUUGGGGUACAACAUGAACCUGUGGAAGGAUCUGGGUUGGAUUAUAUUCAAGAGAGCCAAACUACGGAUUCUUCUCGGAUGAACGGAGUGACGCUGGCGGAAGCCGCGGUGGCUCCAAAAGCAGAUCAUCCGACUUUGCGCACCGACUCUCCCUCUGACCAGGCCCGGGGUACGCGGGGACCGGUUCCCUUUACCGAUGCACAACGUGAUUCGGAUUUAACAACGGAUCGGUUUUCUAAAGUACCAGAGCACAGACGGGAGGAGAUAGUUACCAUGGAAAACGGAGAUGCCCCAGCGAGAACUACACAAUCCUAAACGCACAUGCUUUUUUUGGGCACCAUUCAAACUGCUUAAUAGGGCCUAUUCUUAUAAUGCAUUAACGCUUUUUGAAAAUUAGCAUUAUAGCCUAACAUUCCAAUAUUUAAGUUAUGCCUUCAUUUGGUACCCUUAUUUGGGUUGUUGGCAUCACAACAUUCCUAUCGAAGCAUCUUCUAUGUUACCCCAUAAUGUUGAGGAAAUGAAGGAAAUAAUUGAACGCGUCUGGAUUGAGCUAUAGGCCUAUGUUUAAAUGUGUUGUUUACAUAGGACCUUAUUCUCAAGGAUAACGGAGCCAUGAUACACAAACAGCCUACUUAACGGGAAAGGCAUUUCUAUGCUAUAUCUUUAAAGGCUCUGUCCCAAGGUAAGAUGAUAUCAGGAAUGGAUUGGCAGAGAAAAAUAUGUAGUCCCUCUCAGGUAGCCUAUGUCCAUAAACUUACACAUUUAGCCGCAACAUACACUGUGUUUUGGUCUUUUCAGUAGGAGUAACAUUGUAACACAUUGUAACAUCGACCUUUGUUAAAGUUAUAGCCAAAUGUAGCCUCCUUUUUACAAUAUCCAUGUGCAAUACAUAGCCUGUAUGAACACACAAAUAAAGCCUUUUGA